AUGCCUCCUAAUCAUCCUAAAUCCUCUGUCCUGCUCCAUCGGAUUAACACCGCAACAUCCUCCACCACCACCACCGCAGCAGCCUGCCAGAAGCGGUGGUCCCCUUUAUCAUGCGCCACCCCUGUCCCAGAAACCAUCGCACGUUAUCACACCCGUUUAGUAGGCCCCAAUCAGUGCUGCUCUACCGCGGUACAGCAGAUCGGUGCCCCCGUCUCUACUGUAUGGUCCGUCGUCCGAAGAUUCGAUAAACCUCAAGCUUACAAGCACUUCGUCAAGAGCUGUGACGUUAUCGAUGGAGACGGCGAUGUGGGCACCCUCCGAGAGGUUCAUGUCGUCUCCGGACUCCCUGCAGCUAACAGCAGGGAGCGUCUCGAGAUCCUGGACGACGAGCGUCAUAUUAUCAGCUUCAGCGUUGUUGGUGGAGAACACCGGCUGGAGAAUUACAAGUCUGUCACCACCCUCCACCCGUCUCCUGCAGAAAACGGCACCGUAGUAGUGGAGUCUUACGUGGUGGAUAUUCCUCCCGGCAACACUGAGGAGGAUACGUGUGUGUUUGUGAACACCAUCGUUCGGUGCAACCUGAAGUCACUGAAACAGAUCGCCGAAAACUUGUCCGGACGCAAUAAAUCAUCCUCGUGAGUCUUACAAGUGUAGAUGAUCACUUAAAAAUAUCAAAAAUUAGAUGGCUUUGUUGAUACACCGUCG
Manihot esculenta (cassava) is the source of this 705-nucleotide messenger RNA. Its product is annotated as abscisic acid receptor PYL4. Gene Ontology annotation, biological process: abscisic acid-activated signaling pathway. Gene Ontology annotation, molecular function: protein phosphatase inhibitor activity; signaling receptor activity; abscisic acid binding. Bases 1 to 639 code for a protein of 212 amino acids. The record is from RefSeq and is a predicted model, not a curated record. The transcript has a single exon. NCBI's taxonomy places the organism in Eukaryota, Viridiplantae, Streptophyta, Magnoliopsida, Malpighiales, Euphorbiaceae. Gene Ontology annotation, cellular component: cytoplasm; nucleus.